Messenger RNA from Hydra vulgaris (swiftwater hydra), 943 nucleotides. Lineage: Eukaryota; Metazoa; Cnidaria; Hydrozoa; Anthoathecata; Hydridae. The record is from RefSeq and is a predicted model, not a curated record.
GAACUAGAAAAAAUAAUGUUUAAUGCUAAUAGGAUGCAGAUUAUUCCACCAUCAAACUUAUUCAACGUAGAUGAAUCUGGAUUGUCUAUUUGCCAUAAACCAGGAAAAAUUGUUGCUCUUAAGGGAAAACACAGUGUUGGUGGCUUAACAAGCUCCGAAAGAAGUAAAACAAUCACAAUAGUUUGUUGCCAAUCAGCAAGCGGGUUUUUUGUCCCUCCGAUGUUGAUCUAUCCACGUAUUCGAGUGAAACCUGAAUUUUUAGAUAAAGCCCCAAUAGGUUCUAUUUCUGGUGGCAGCAAAAAUGGCUGGAUAACAACUGAGUUGUUUGAAAUAUGGUUUGAUAAAAGCCUCAAAAUAUUCUAUGAUCAGGAGGUUAGUACUUGGCUUCGUCACCAUCCUGGUCGUCCCGUAACUGAACUAGAGGUUGGUGAAUUAUUUGGAAAAGCCUAUGGGAAAGCUGCAACUGUUCAAAAUUGUCAGUCAGGGUUCAAAAAAUGUGGAAUAUAUCCAUUUGAUAGAAAUGUGUUUACUGAAAAAGACUUUGCUGCAGCCAAGGCUACUGAUCACUCGUAUGUUGUAUCAAAAAUUUCAAAACCAAAUAAUACCUCUGAAAUGCACCCUACUCUCAACAAUGGGUUAGACUCUGCUAAAGAAUUAGAUAAUAUUGAUUUUGUUACAGAUUGUGUUAUUGACACUCAAAAAGAAUUUAUUUCACCAAAUUCAUCAUUUACACUUCAGAAGUCAUCAGAAUUAGCCACCUCACACGAUGAAACCUCACAACCUUAUGGUGUUACAUUUGGAUCACUAGCUGGACUUGCUGUAGAUGGUGGCAUGAAACAUGUGCUGCUAUAUGUGGUGUUUAUACUAAAAAAGUAUUUACUUGUGAUGACUGUAUAAAGCACUGAUUCUUAAAAAAAAAGUUAUAUGUCAUAUAUUGAUAAAA